Molecule: messenger RNA, 231 nt
Organism: Caenorhabditis bovis
Lineage: Eukaryota; Metazoa; Nematoda; Chromadorea; Rhabditida; Rhabditidae
Source: the annotation of a GenBank genome assembly
AUGCCGCAUUCCUUCUACCUUCUUCUCAUCGCCCUUCUACUCGUCAACACCGCUUCCGGCUGCCUGCCGGGUCUCGGCGGCUCAUCGGGCGGCGCCUGCUGCCCGCCGGGACCAUCGUGCCAAACGCCAUGCCAAUCGUCAAAUUCGUAUGUGGGUCCCGCCGCGUACGCGGUCGCACCGCCCGCCUAUCCGGCUCCGCCUCCGCCGAAAUACGCGCUAGCCGGCAAAUAG